AUGUGCACCAGUACUACUGCCUCUAGUUCUGAAUCUUGCAUCCAGGGAAAUGAAAUCAAUCGGAUUCUCGAGCUGCAGAGGAAACGAGAGGACGAGGUGAAGAAACUAGAAGAAACCAAGAAGAAAAUCCAAGAGCAGAAUCGUGUCGAUGUGACUGGUUUCAACACGAAGUUUGGAACAAGCAAGGGCGACGUCAUCCAGGACGAACUUGGGAAAGUGACUGUGGGCCUUGUGACGCUGGAGCAACUGAAGAAGCACAAAGAGGAACUGGCAAAGAAGGAGCAGAUCCUCGAACACCUGCAGCGCAAAGAGGAGAUUGAGAAUGAGAAGCUGAAGAGAGAGGCAGACAGGAAAAACCGCAAGUCGAAGCUGACCAAGUCGACCCUGUCCUUCGGAGAUGAGGCUGAGGAGCUGGAGGAAGAGGAUGUAGAGCCUGUGGCGAAGAAGAAGGUAGUCAAGAACCCCACUGUCGACACCUCGUUCUUGCCAGACAAGGAUAGAGAGCUGCGGGAGAUAGAGGAGCGCAGGAAGCUCACUCAGGAAUGGCAUGAGGAGCAGGAGAGGAAGAAGGCAGAGGUGAUCGAGGUGACGUACAGCUACUGGGACGGGUCAGGGCAUCGGCGGGCCCUCAAGUGUACCAAGGGAAUGACGGUCGGGCAGUUCCUGGAGAUGGCGAGGAAGAAUCUGCAGGACGAGUUCAGGGAGCUGCGGGGGACGUCGUGCGACAACCUCAUCUACGUGAAGGAGGAUCUCAUUAUUCCCCAUGACAUGACGUUCCAUGUCCUGAUCGAGACCAAGGCCCGGGGGAAGUCGGGGCCCUUGUUCCACUUCGAUGUGCACGAGGACGUGCGCACGGUCAACGACGCCAGGAUCGAGAAGGACGAGUCGCAUGCAGGGAAGGUGGUGGAGCGACACUGGUACGAGAGGAACAAGCACAUCUUCCCCGCCUCCCGCUGGGAACCCUUCGAUCCCGAGAAGAAGUGGGAGAAGUACACCAUCCACGGGGACUAG
Guillardia theta CCMP2712 is the source of this 1011-nucleotide messenger RNA. RefSeq lists its product as hypothetical. Bases 1 to 1011 code for a protein of 336 amino acids. Gene Ontology annotation, biological process: chromatin organization. NCBI's taxonomy places the organism in Eukaryota, Cryptophyceae, Pyrenomonadales, Geminigeraceae. The transcript is spliced from 6 exons. The record is from RefSeq and is a predicted model, not a curated record. Gene Ontology annotation, cellular component: nucleus.